This is a messenger RNA of Glarea lozoyensis ATCC 20868, 1308 nucleotides long. RefSeq lists its product as uncharacterized. Bases 1 to 1308 code for a protein of 435 amino acids. The record is from RefSeq and is a predicted model, not a curated record. The transcript has a single exon. Lineage: Eukaryota; Fungi; Ascomycota; Leotiomycetes; Helotiales; Helotiaceae.
AUGCGCAAACAAGGCCAACAUAUAGAAUAUAUAACCAUCGAGAAUCCAGCUAUGGAGGAUACAUCACACCUCAAAACACCACGAAAGAUUUCAGAUAUGGAGAUAAUACACACGACGCACGAGCGAGCAGUCUCGAGUGGUAGACCUUCGUCCGCUCAGAACACACCAAAAGUCCCAACAAAGAAAUUCUACCAGCGAUUAUCGACUGGGAAGUCAGACGAACGAGGGCCGAGAUCGAGAUCAAAUGAUCCACCCAGGGAUACUUUCUGGCCGACAUAUCCGUCGCAUAGUAGAGCUGGGAGCGAAGAUUUACCACGACCUAAACGACCAAGUUCGCGGAAGAGGGAGGGCGGAAAUACGGAUUUCCACAAGUUGCUAAGAUAUCAACAGGAUAUGCGAGAGGGGAAUUUAGAAAAGGCGGAACCACCUGCAGAUUAUCGACCUGAACAGCGAGGACGGUUAGCACCACCACGACCAGCCGGUGGAUUCAGCUCAGCGCCUUCGACCAGACCAACGACACCUCAGGUCUUACACCGUAAAACAAAAUCUUCGUCCAAGAAAUUCGUCGACUAUAUCCGUACGAGUGCGGAUUAUCUGGAUGAGACGCGACGCGAUAUUACCGGGAAGAUAAGUCCACCGUUUAAUGGCACCUUCAAAAACAAGCCAUUUACGUUGCAUCGGAAAUCGUCUAGUACUUCUGUUGAUUCGUUUUAUUGCGCUGGAGAACAGGAGAAACAGGGCGAGUGGCCGGCGAUUGCAAAGUGUAGACUUUGUAAGGUUGGGUCGGAGGGUCCUAGAGGUCUCUGUGCUUCAUGUGAGGAUGAUCAUCGACGACCAAGUUUAGGCUCAGACGACUGGGAGGUUCCACGAUUGGGAUCUGGUAGUGAUUCUGGCAGUGACAGAAGACCAACUCCUCCACCGAAAGAUCAAAUCUAUUUUACUGCAUCUGGUCAGCGAGUCCAUCCGUCGACGCUUGAAUUGGCGGAAGAUGAGAUGAGAGUCAAGUUGGGAUAUGUUGCAAAGCAUCAUAGAGUCAUCACACCACCGUCAUCGAGGAGAGGAUCCAUUCCGAUCAUGAUAAUGGGAGACGAGAUCGCUGUACAGGAUGCGGUACAUGAAGAGAGUGCUGCAAAAAGUUCGAAUACAUGGUCGACGAUAUAUGGGAGUGGGGAUUUCGAAUAUUUCGAGAAAGAAGAUCCUGAACAACUUCCCCAGCAACCACUGCCUCUGAAGCUCACAAAGGACCAAGAGAAAGUUCCUUGCAAUAGGAACACUAAUUUCUACAAGUUUUACGACGACAUAUUAUGA